AAGAUCAAUACCAAUAAACCACAUGAUAGGGCCAGUUCAUAUCAUGCUUUUUGAACGCUCUGUACAAUGAAGUUUUCUAUUUAUAUAAGUGGAGGUUCGAUCUACCAUGUUUACAAAAUAUUGGUGACAAAUCUCAGGACAUGUGGAAAUACCAGGGUGGCAGCCAUUUUGUGAAUUGUUUUCUGUAGAGACACUUCCUGUUUGUAAAAUGUGGAUUUUUUUUUUAAAUAUGAUUGCGGAUUUACUAUAAAGUAAGAAAAGGAUUUUUUAUGUAAAUAUAAAUUGUCCAUUAUGGAGCCUAGUUACAAGAUUAAACAGUGGAGUCAUCACAUGAGCCCUGCGAUUUCCAGAAUACGCAGACCCACAGACUCCACUGGUGUCAAUAACAAUUGGAACAUGAGCGGGGUGCCAGGAAGCGUUCAAGAUGAGUAUUCACAGUCCAGGAAGGACCAGCUCUUGUUAAAAGAGCAAAAACGAAUUGAAGAGGAGAGACGUCGUAAACGUCAGCAGACGACAAUGGUUGUUGCAAACACUGACGGUCGGCCAAACUCCGGUCGUAAGAACAAAGGGGAGAGACAACCCAUUUUGAAGACAGACACAGGCUCGAAACCCACAACUCCGACAAACUUCCACGGAAUAAGCGCCUAUUCUAGCCAAGCUAACAUGCAUGCCUCAGACCCUGAGAUCAAACACCACUGUUUAAGGACAGAUUAUUCUAAAAUCGAUAAUGAACUCAGCACAGAGUACCUGGGUCCCGCCAGCUACACAGAUGGCAGUAUCGACUCGCACGCACCAACGCUGAUCCUAAAUGACAACACAGUGGACAGCUGUAGCGACGGGCCAUCAGACAAUGAUGACAUUCCUACUAUAGACACUGAGGGAAAUACACCUGCGAAAUCAAAAAAGAAAAAGGGCAAGGGAAAUAAUCCUGAAAAUAAUUGGGUUCACACCCCUGAGAGGAAUUUUGAGUUUAUAUCUAGCCCUGAAAAUCUUAGCCCUUCCCCAAAUAGGGCUAAUGAAGCGAAAAAUGUAUCGAAACCCAAACAAGGCGAAACUGACAAUUUUCAAGCAGCAGAUUCCAAGCCGGUACCUGGCGGUAGGAAGAAGAAAAAGAAGAAGGAGAAGGCGACCCCAACUCGGUCCCCUGCGACCCGCGGCAGUCAGCAGGAGAGCCCUGAAGACCCAGACGAGGAGCCCGCGCUGGAGAGCAUGCCCGUAGGUCCAGUACCCGGUGCACCCAGGACCGCUAGCACUCGCAAUCUGGAGGAGAUGGCCAAGCAUAAGAACAAUGAAUCGGACGGUGAUGAUGAUGACGACGCGAAGGGGGCAGCAGGCCGGACCUACAGCCCCGACAUGACGGAUAACCUGGACGAGUUUGUGAUGCGCCCUGCCCCCCAGGGGGUCACAGUCAAGUGCAGGAUCACACGCGACAAGAAGGGCGUCGACCGGGGCAUGUACCCGACCUACUUCCUGCAUAUGGAGAGGGAGGAUGGAAAAAGGGUAUUUUUAUUAGCUGGUAGAAAACGUAAAAAGAGCGCUACAGCAAAUUAUUUGAUCUCUACUGACCCAACAGAUCUUGCACGAUCUGGCGAUUCAUAUGUCGGAAAGUUAAGGUCAAACUUGCUUGGAACUCAUUUUACAUUGUAUGACCAUGGUGAAAACCCAAAGCAAGGCAUGGACAAAGCAAGAAAAGAACUGAUAGGAAUUGUAUAUGAAACCAACGUGCUGGGCUUCAAGGGUCCACGUAAGAUGACCAUCAUCAUUCCAGGCAUGAACCUUGACCACGAGAGGGUGGACAUCAAGCCAGUUAAUGACCAUGAUGGUUUGAUUGAGCGCUGGAAGAGGAAGAAUAUGGACAACAUCCUGGAGCUGCACAACAAGAGCCCGGUCUGGAAUGAAGAGACCCAGUCUUAUGUGUUGAACUUCCAUGGACGCGUCACCCAGGCUUCUGUGAAAAAUUUCCAGAUUGUUCACGAUAACGACAUGGACUAUAUCGUGAUGCAGUUUGGCCGAGUAGCGGAAGACGUGUUUACCAUGGACUUUAACUAUCCAAUGUGCGCGUUACAAGCAUUUGGAAUAGCCCUGAGCAGUUUUGACAGCAAACUUGCCUGCGAAUAACAUGCCCCACCCACCUGGCAUUGUAUAGAUGGUAGAAGAUUCAAGUGCAAUGUCAGAAAGGAGCAUUGCUGUGGUGAUAUAAACAGCUAUCAGGAUAAUAGUGCAUAUAAUAUUCAUAUCUUCAUUCAAAAUCAGUUUCAAAGCAAUGCUCUCAGUAUUGAUGGGGAUGAAACAGUUUUUACUGUACCAAUUUUUUGCUGAUUCAUCGCCAGUAGCCCAGAAUGCAAUGCUACAAUGAGUGCAACCAGUGCAAUCAACAAGAAAAUAAUAGAGAAGAAAAAUCAUUGUUGUCCGAUUACUGUUGCUGGUUUCUGUAAUUCAUUAUAGAUAAUUGUUAAUGAAUAUCAUGUGAGAGUUAUUCCAAAAGUAAUAUAAACAAAUAAACAGUUGAAUUUAUUAUGGUGAAUUUUGCAAUAAGUUUAUACUUCAUGUACAUUCCCAAUGUGCUUAUAUUGACAUGUGAUGGGUUUUUUAAUUGUUUAACAUCACAAAGUGUUCAGAUUUCAAUUUUAAGAACUGUUUAUGAUUAAUUAAAAAAAAACUUAGGUGCCCUAACAGUUGACUGAUUAUUUCUUUAAAUAUUGGAAUUGUUUGAGCAUAUCGUCAAUAUAAAGAUUUUAAUGGGACCACUUCAUAUAGUCAUUUGUUUUCAUAUAAUUGGCAUCUUAUAAUGGGAUUCAAAAUGGAAACAUAUCAGUAUACUUGUGAAUACAUGUUUAGUGUAGACCUUACGGAGAAUUGCAAUUUUUUAUUAGACAUUUGAACAUAACAGCAUUACAUUGUUUCAUAAUAAUAAGGUUUGUUUCCUAUUUAUAUCUUCUUUUCUACCCUUUACGUGUUUGACAGUUUUAGGAGCAUGUUGGCAAUUGUUACAUAAUGUAUUUUAUUGGUGUAGGAAGCGGGUAAAAGAUCAUUUGUAAAAUUAUUAAACUUUUGAAUUAUUAACUCUUUGCAUGCUGGGAAAUUUGUUGUCUGCUAUAAUGUCGUCUGCUGAAUUUCUAAAAUUAGCAUUUUCUUCGAUUUUUUUCAAAGAAUACUAUCAGAAUAGCAAACAGUUUGGAUCCUGAUGAGACGCCACGUUCUGUGGUGUCUCAUCUGGAUCCAAACUGUUUGCAAAGGCCUUCGAAAUUCGGUUGCAGCACUGAAAGAGUUAAGACAGUGUGUGUGUGUGUAUUUACGAUGACGAUGUAUUUGUGAGUCAUGUGUUUGCAAAAAUCAUUGAAGCAUUUUUCGCACAAUAUGCAUGUCUUCGACUUAAGCUAAAACUGCUUAUUCAUUUUACAUAGCUUUAACUCACAAUCAUUACUACAAAGUCUGUCACUGUCAUGUAGUGAAUAAGUCCAUCAUUUUCUUGUCUCAUAUUUGUCUAACUUGAGAGUUAUUGACCGUUUUGUAUACUGGUAAGAGUGAGAAGUCCACAAUGUUUCUAUCCAAUAUAUUUUGCAUGUAUUGUUACUCAAUAUUGUGAUAUCUCCCCUCCCCAUAACAAAUCCUUGGACAAAGGAUUUGUACAGUUGUGUUGUCCAUAAAUAUGUAUUUAAAUUGUUAUCUGAUCCACCAACCAGCUAUGUCUGUUUGUCAAUUUGGUUUGUUAAAGCUUUACAGCGCAAAUAUUUACUGUUUAAAUGUCACUACUAUUGAUAGUAGUGUACACGUUUUUUUAUUUUCAAUAUUCCAUUUGGUUGUACAUUAUGUAUAUACCAAUACAUGUUUAAAAUUAUAUAUAUUAAUCAAAUAAAAACAGUCAUGUAUUUACUGUGAUUUUCUUUGCUUUUAUUGAUAUAUUUUUAUCUUCAUUAUAUUAAGUUUACAAAAUAUUGCUCUGUAUAGAGUUAUGAUUAUUUAUAGCUAAAUUUAUUUCAAAAUAUUAUAUAUUUCUCGUUAAAAACUGUGAUGCAUGAAACAUUCUUCAAACAUCACAAUAUGUCCAGAAUAUUGACCUCAGAACAGGGAUUAUGUAUUAUUUAUUUAUAUCAAUUAUCAUUUAUUUUGUUUUUCACAGUUUAUUUUACCACUGAGGAGGUAUUUGCAAAAGAUUCUGUGUUUGUCUUUUAACAACCUUCCCCACCCCUUGCCCUAUCGGGGUUCCCCUUCCUUUAUAUGGUAGCUUUUUACGGAAUAUAGGACUUUAAAAGUCUUACUUUUAUGCCUCCUGUUAUUAUUAUUGAGCAGAGCUAUGGGAAAACUGGGCUUAAUGUUUGUUUUAAGGGUAAUCCAAGAUUAGCGUGUGCAGUUUGCACAGGCUAAUCAGGGAGGACAUUUUCUGCCUAGACUAGAUUUUUGUUAUGAAGAAAUACCAUUCCAACAAAUAAUUCCAUUGCCUGUAUGGAGUGCACAGGCUAAUCUGGGAAAUAC
Molecule: messenger RNA, 4473 nt
Organism: Dreissena polymorpha
Lineage: Eukaryota; Metazoa; Mollusca; Bivalvia; Myida; Dreissenidae
Product: tubby protein homolog
Exons: 16
Coding region: 292-2118 (608 amino acids)
Biological process (GO): protein localization to cilium
Cellular component (GO): cilium
Source: RefSeq, a predicted model, not a curated record